GAGCUCAGGCAGAUAAGCAUAUUAGAAACAACAGCACCUCCCAUCUAUCACCACAGAACAGUCUGGCAUUUUAUUUCCACCAUGGAUUGAGGGGUUAAGCUUAGAUAAUUUAGAGAUCAGACCUACCUUUCUUUUUCUUUUUUUACUGGCCAUUCUUCUUGUGCUGGAAAUAUAAGAUUUUAAAUGGGAAGUUGAUAGCUUCUUCUGCCAGCCUGAAAGGAAGAUUCCCUCAACUCCUAGAGGACGCAGCUGAGCAAAAUUCCUGCCAGGCCAUGGAUGACCCCAGGAUGGAGUCAGAAGGCAGAAUCAACAAAACGAUCUCUUCUUUAACGAGCCAUAAAAGGAACUUGACAUAUUCGCCCUACUACCAGCACUCCCCGCCUGUUGCCGCUAUCUAUAUAAUCUCCUACUUGUUUAUCUUUGCCUUGUGCAUGGUUGGGAACAGUCUCGUUUGCUUCAUUGUGCUGAAGAACAGCCGGAUGAGAACAGUGACCAACCUCUUUAUCCUCAACCUAGCCAUCAGCGACCUGCUGGUUGGGAUUUUUUGUGUGCCCACCACACUCGUGGACAAUUUAAUCACAGGCUGGCCCUUCAGCAAUGGAAUCUGCAAGAUGAGUGGGCUGGUUCAGGGUAUGUCUGUGUCCGCGUCUGUUUUCACGCUGGUGGCGAUUGCGGUGGACAGGUUCCGAUGCAUCAUUUACCCCUUUAAAUCCAAGCUCAGCCUGCUCAAGGCCCUGAACGCCAUUGCGGUCAUCUGGGUCCUGGCCAUCACCAUCAUGUGCCCUUCUGCUGUCAUGCUCACAGUGGUGGAGAUUGAGGAUCACUACAUGGUGUACAAUGACAACCAGAGCCUGGCUUACCCCUUGUAUUCCUGCUACGAGGCCUGGCCCAACAGCGAGAUGCGCAAGGUCUACACCACUGUCCUUUUUGCCCACAUCUACGUGGCCCCAUUGACCCUCAUCAUGGUCAUGUACAGUAGGAUUGGCAUCAAACUCUACAGGUCAUCGGGCCCGGUGAGCAAGCACAGGGUGGAGAACCAGGAGUGCUGCAGUGCUGCUGUCUCCAGGCGGAAGGUCAAGGUAAUCAAGAUGCUCAUUCUGGUGGCCCUGCUCUUCAUGCUUUCCUGGCUGCCCCUGUGGACCCUGAUGCUGUUCACAGACUACACCAAGCUGGAUGACAACCAGAUCAACCUGCUGACAGGCUACAUCUUCCCCUUUGCGCACUGGCUCGCCUUCUCCAACAGCAGCGUCAAUCCCAUCAUCUAUGGCUACUUCAAUGAGAACUUCAAGCGGGGCUUCCAGACAGCCUUCAAGUUCCAGAUUUGCUCGGAGGACAUAGGGCACCACAAGGCAUAUUUGGAGAAGGUGACGGGCAGCACCAGUGGCUUCAGCACUCGCAACAAGAUCUUCAUGGACAGGGAAUCCUCCGACUCCAUCUGCCUCAAGAACCUGCAUGCCAAAUCCCCCUGCCUCAUGCAGAAUGGACAGGCCCAGAAACAGGGACUUCACCUGCAGGAUACUGAUAAAAUCACCCCUCUGAACAAAGUCUGCAAAGCAUGGGAUGAUUGAAACAACUGGCGAGAUGGGAAUGCGGUCUCUUUCCAUUUGCAAAUGUCACUUUUAUUUGUCACGGUGAUGCGUGUGCAGUGAUGAGUAUUUUCCCCUCAGGCCUGGGUACCUAGCUAUUCAUAUUCUGUUUUGUAAAUGCACAAUGAAUCACAUGGGGCUGCUGUUCAAUAUUCCUACUGAUGCACAGAUAUCUGUCAAUCGCUUUCAGUGUCUAGUUGAGGCUAGCUGUCAUAUAAAAUGUCCAUGUAUUAAAGCUAAUACUGCAUGCAGAGUUUCCUUGGCUUGCAAUCAGCAUGUGGUGUUUUGGGGGUGGAAAAAUGUAUUUCACAGGGUCAGGAUUCAGUUUUGCAUUUGAAAAAAAAAAAAUCUGUGAGGAUUUGUCUUCUUGUUUUAGCAAAGUGCUGUCUGUCAAGCUCUUCCUGCAGUGGCGCCGCCCCAUCUGUUAUAUGUGCAGAAGAGAAUCCCAAAGCUGAUGGGGCAGCCAAAGUCUCUCUCUGGAUGCUCUUCCAACCUUCCAAGGGCCGUACUUCAGUACACAAGCUGAACCAUUCCAGGAGCGCCGCAGUGUUACACAAGAAAUUGCAGCUGUAUCCAGGGAGAGUGCCACAAUAAACACGCCACCCUUUUGGUGCUAAGAUCACUUUAAAACGGAAAGGA
Messenger RNA from Chelonia mydas (Green sea turtle), 2225 nucleotides. Its product is annotated as neuropeptide FF receptor 1. The transcript is spliced from 4 exons. Bases 273 to 1568 code for a protein of 431 amino acids. Gene Ontology annotation, molecular function: peptide binding; neuropeptide receptor activity. Gene Ontology annotation, cellular component: membrane. NCBI's taxonomy places the organism in Eukaryota, Metazoa, Chordata, Testudines, Cheloniidae. Gene Ontology annotation, biological process: G protein-coupled receptor signaling pathway. The record is from RefSeq and is a predicted model, not a curated record.